Messenger RNA from Sphaerodactylus townsendi, 2849 nucleotides. RefSeq names its product kelch domain containing 9 (gene KLHDC9). NCBI's taxonomy places the organism in Eukaryota, Metazoa, Chordata, Lepidosauria, Squamata, Sphaerodactylidae. The transcript is spliced from 5 exons. Gene Ontology annotation, molecular function: cyclin binding. The record is from RefSeq and is a predicted model, not a curated record. The coding region runs from base 222 to 1265 and encodes 347 amino acids.
GCAUGAUGCUACUAUGCUGGCCAUCAUCCAGCCCUCCACCCAUGGGUUAUUUUUGUUCCUGUAGUGUAAACUUUACCACACUAGGCAAAUGCUUUCUGGCAGGGCCGGCAUUUGUAGCUGCAGAAUCCGUUGUCAAGACACAUCAGUGUGGUUGCUAUGGGUUCCCGGUUGCCGAGUAACCAGGUUCUGCUGUGGUUUCCUCGGGUAAGGUCAGAUCUGGUAUGACGGCUGCCAGCAGCAACUGGAAGUGGAAUCCAGUUGCCUGCAGUAACCUCGUGGCGCGGGGUUUCCAUUCAUGCAAUGUGGUGCAAGGAAAGCUCUUGAUCUUUGGAGGACUGAAGUCACUAGACAGCCAGGAGUCACCCCUGGGAGAUGUAGUGGCCUUUGACCCAUCUCUCCAGACAGUUCAAACAAUUGUUCCUGAAUGCGGAUACCACCGCAGUCACCAUGAGGCUGUGGUCCUAGCUGAUCGCUGGCUCUGCGUGGUGGGAGGCUGGGAUGGCUCCCGAAGAGUGUCAGAUGUGUGCGGCUUUGAUGCUGAGCAGGCGCAGUGGGAACGCUGGACCGAGGGAUCCUCCAACGACCCCCCUGUGGGGUUGAGCAGCCACACCUGUACCAAGCUGUCGGACCAUGAGGUGCGAGUGGUGGGCCGUGAAGGCGGGCUGCGCACACAGAGGCGCUACUCCAGCAUCUACACAUUGCGCAUGAACCCUGACACCAAGACCUACUCAUACAGGGAAGAAGCAUCUCGCACAUCUUCACGGGCUGGCCACUCUGCAAUGCUACUACACGAGACCAGCUCUGGAGGAAAGAGCAGAGGCUACAAACUCGUGGUGUUUGGCGGACGCGACUCUGCUGACUUUGAUGUGGCUGGACAGUGGGGGAAAGGGAAAAUCCAUGUUGAUUCGGUCCACGCUCCUGAGCUGACAGAACAGAUUGGUCGCUUGGUCAGCACCGAAAAGGGAACCCGGCAGGCACCCAAAGGCUUGCGGCACCAGUCCUGCACUGUGGUGGGGCCUUUUGCCAUCAUCUUCGGAGGGGAGACCUUAUCCAAAGGCAGGGAUGCUGUUUGCAAUGACCUCUAUGUCCAUGAUACACGGUCUUCACCAGCAACCUGGUACCACUUCCCCAGUUCCAAUCGAGCCCAGAAGAGAGUUGGCCAUCGCACCUGCCUUUGGAAUGACAAGCUCUACCUCGUUGGGGGUUUUGGGGCUGAUGGCAGGACACCCUGCCCAGAGAUCUGCACUUUAGAGAUUUCUGCAUGAAGACAAGGAGCUUCCUGUGGUGUUCAAACGAGCCUCCGGUAUAGUCUGCCAAAGAGUUUCCCAUCUCAGAGCAGGAAGGUUGCCCUUUUGUUUACUUGAAAUAAAGGUUCCUGCCCCCAGCUUGUUGGUCAAACAAACUUCUCUGGUCUUUCCACAUGGAACUGGGCUGAUCCAACUGGAUGACUGAUUCUAGAAGAAAAAUGCCCCAGCUUGGAGGGAAAAACUAUUUCAAAUUUAGAAAUAAAGUUUCAUCUAGAUGAAGGCUGGCUCUCAGCCGCUUCAUAAAAUCUAGAAGUAAUCCAAGUAGGAGACACAUAUGAACUGCCUCGAUGGUGGAGCUUGGAGAUGACAGAAAACUGCGUGCCCAGCUAACACACGCUCCACAACGAAAGAAGCUGAAUUUUUCAACCUGUAUUAUAUAUGCUUGUUUGAUUCUCAGGACACUUCCCCUUUAAAAGAAAUGAACAGGCUUUAAUCGAUUAACCGUAUGUGAACAACCUGAAUGAAAAAAGAGCACCAUUUCCUAUUUCUAGGAAACAUAUCUGAUAGCAAACGUCACAGAAGAAACAUUCCAUCCUGAGAGAAAAGGGAGAAUGUCUCUAAAGUAGGCUUCAUUAGUAAAGAUCACCUUUAAAAAAUGUACACUAACAGCCCAACCCAGAUGACAGGGGAGAGUUCCAGGGCGGCUGGGGACGGCACGAUGAAGGUGGCACCACGCCGCCUUCAAAGGGGUUUGGGGCAGCGGGGAAAGGAGGCAAAAAACGCAGGUCUCCUUCUGUGCCAAAAAGCCCCAUUGCAUAAAAACUUAGCCAUUUUCUAGAGAAGUUGACUAAAGUCUGCUCCACUGCUUGGGAAUGCCCCCAGCUGUGCUAUCAUGCUCUUGGACACCAGCAUAACUCCUGGGUUUGGGUGCUGCGGAGCUGUGCAGCGCCCACAUGCAGGCGUCUUUGCUCUCUCUGCCAGCAUAGGUGCCCUCUAUGCUGGCGUGGCGGGCAAACGUGCUGGCACAGGCUUCUGCGGCUCCCACAAGCUGUUUCACACAAACCCCCACACACACCUGGAUUUUGGCCCUAAAUGUACUGUCCAAUUCACUGGCGACACCUUUUUUAAAAGUCUAUCAAACUUUGGCCAACGACCAAUCGUCAAAACCCUUAUUUUGUUCAAUUUCAUGGAGAAAUUUAAAUCUCAAGGAUUAAAUCUCAAUCAAACUAUUUCACAUGAUUCCACCUUGAUUUUAAAAGCCAUGCUGCAUAACUAGUCACGGCAAGUGACAAGGAACUGAAUGACACAAGAAACUCUGUCAUUCAUAUACAGCAAUUCCCUUUGCCAUAAUAUAGCCUAGAAACAAUUUUUUGGUAAUAUAGCUGAGCUUUAGAGCACGGAAAAGCAAAGUUGCUCCAAUUCUGUUCUCAUGAAAAAAAUGGCAACCUACACAAAGUCUUCCUUGCAGAGAACAAGCCAAUCAUCCCCCUAGCUUGGUGUUCACACCUUUUCCUGCCUCCCACAGAGGUUUCUCAGACCAGACAUCCUUUGAAUCCAGAGUUGCCAUAGGUUCAACUUGGGACUUUUAUGAAUACAGGCCUU